Cricetulus griseus (Chinese hamster) is the source of this 1301-nucleotide messenger RNA. The record is from RefSeq and is a predicted model, not a curated record. NCBI's taxonomy places the organism in Eukaryota, Metazoa, Chordata, Mammalia, Rodentia, Cricetidae.
AUGUUCUCCCCACCACUCUGCAUGUACCAAGAGCUGCUGCUCAACUCCCUGUCCGUGGACCCUGAUGCUGAAUGCAAGUAUGGCCUGUAUUUCCGGGAUGGGAAACGCAAAGUGGACUACAUCUUGGUAUACCAUCACAAGAGAGCCUCGGGCAGCAGAACUCUGGCCAGGAGGGGACUGCAGAAUGACAUGGUCCUGGGGACUCGUAGUGUCAGGCAGGACCAACCCCUUCCUGGGAAGGGGAGUCCCAUGGACAUGGGCUCACCCGAAGCUCCCAUGGAUUACCACGAAGAUGACAAGCGCUUCAGACGGGAGGAGUACGAGGGCAACCUGUUGGAGGCAGGCCUGGAGCUGGAGCACGACGAGGAUACCAAAAUCCAUGGUGUCGGAUUCGUGAAGAUCCAUGCACCCUGGCAUGUGCUCUGCAGGGAGGCUGAGUUUUUGAAACUGAAGAUGCCCACGAAGAAGGUGUACCACAUCAGUGAGACCCGAGGCCUCCUGAAAACCAUCAACUCGGUCCUGCAGAAGAUCACAGACCCCAUCCAGCCCAAGGUGGCUGAGCACAGACCGCAGGCCACAAAGAGGCUCUCCUACCCCUUCUCCCGGGAGAAGCAGCACCUAUUCGACCUGACUGACAGGGACUCUUUUUUCGACAGCAAAACACGGAGCACAAUAGUCUAUGAAAUUCUGAAGAGAACAACUUGCACAAAGGCCAAGUACAGCAUGGGGCAAGGAGAGGGAAGAAGGAAGGACUCUGCCCUUCUAAGUAAACGGCGGAAGUGUGGGAAAUACGGCAUCACCAGCCUUCUGGCCAACGGUGUAUACUCAGCCGCGUACCCUCUGCAUGAUGGAGACUAUGAGGGUGACAACGUUGAGUUCAACGACAGGAAACUCCUAUAUGAGGAAUGGGCAAGCUACGGGGUCUUCUACAAAUACCAGCCCAUUGACCUGGUCAGGAAAUACUUUGGCGAGAAGGUUGGCCUGUACUUUGCCUGGCUUGGCGCCUACACCCAGAUGCUCAUCCCCGCCUCAAUCGUGGGUGUCAUUGUCUUCCUCUAUGGAUGUGCCACUGUGGACGAAAACAUCCCCAGCAUGGAAAUGUGUGACCAGAGACACAAUAUCACCAUGUGUCCCCUGUGUGACAAGACCUGCAGCUACUGGAAGAUGAGCUCAGCCUGUGCCACAGCCCGUGCAAGUCACCUCUUUGACAACCCUGCCACCGUCUUCUUCUCUGUGUUUAUGGCCCUCUGGGGUUUGCAUUAUGUCCAGGAUGAGCACGGCUCUUCUAACCUGGCUGAAAG